UAUAAUGGAAACUUUAAUUUUCUCAGAAAGUUGAAGAAAUUUGAAAUUAGGAGAGCAGGAGAAAUUGGUGAUACUUCUUACUCAUAAAACAAGACCCCACUACAAAAUGACAAAGACGAAGACCUAAACUGUUUCCUCUUCACCAAGUCCAAGUCUACAGCUCCACACGCUUUAAAUAAACUCCCACAGUUAAAAGGACAAACCUUCACUGCUGAGAUUAAUCAUGGCGAUGAAUGCACCCACAUACCAUUUCUCCCAUUUCCAUCCAAACCACCCUCUAACCCAUUAUUCCGACGACCAAAAAUACACUUGCCACAUCUGCAACACCGUCGACUCCGGCCUCCGAUUCCGAUGCCAACCUUGCCAUGUCGACAUCCACAAGUUCUGCUCCAAUUCCCCCGAGGAAUUAUCCUCCUUUCUCCACUCCCACCCCCUUUCUCUGAUCCCCCCUAUGAACCAUCGCCAAUGCGAUAUCUGCCGUGAAUUCAUCAACGGCAUGUUCUACCGCUGCAACCACUGCGACUUCGAUGUCCACCCACUUUGCACCCAAUUCCCUGAGCAGCUCCGCCAUCUCAUCGACGGCCGCCAUAAACUCACCCUCCGCAAGCUCUCCUCUGGCCGAUGCUCCGUUUGCGAAACGGAUUGUUCUUCUUUCUGGGUUUAUGGCUGCGACGUUUGUCGAGUCAAUAUUCAUCCCAGAUGCAUUCUCAGGCCGUACGGUUCGUCGACGGGAAGCCGUGGGAUAUCUUAUUGGCAAGCGCCGCCGUGGACCACGGCUCAUCAACCGAAUGGUUAUGGUGGUGGUUACUUUGCUUACGGCGGAGGUCCGGCUAAUUUGGGAUAUCCGAAUAACCAUGUUGGUUAUUCUUAUGGAGGUAACUAUGGUGGACAACCACCGUCGCGGCCGAAUUGGGUACCAAUGUUGGGGGCUGGAAUGUUUGGUCUUGUUCAAAAUUUAACGGCAGGUGCUAUUAUUGAGUUUAUUUUCGGUUCUUUUGGUGCCUAAUUGUAAUUCUUCAUCCAAUGGCGUUUUAUUGUUCAUCGUCUUCUUAAGUUAAAAGAAAAAAGAAGAAGCAAUAUUUGCAUUUUA
Cucumis melo (muskmelon) is the source of this 1090-nucleotide messenger RNA. RefSeq lists its product as uncharacterized. The transcript has a single exon. The record is from RefSeq and is a predicted model, not a curated record. The coding region runs from base 224 to 1006 and encodes 260 amino acids. NCBI's taxonomy places the organism in Eukaryota, Viridiplantae, Streptophyta, Magnoliopsida, Cucurbitales, Cucurbitaceae.